ACUCUUCAAUUUUUAGGGUUUCCUCUUUCUCUCCUCUUUGCUAUCUCCGACAGACACAAAACAGAAAUUUCCGAAUAAUUUCAACCUCUUUGCUCUUCCUUAGGUUCUCCCAUCUUCCUUGUAUGCUCGAUCUGUUUGGGAAUCCCACUAAAUCGAAGUUCGAGUUAAUCAGAAGAGAACAAACUCUAUCAGGUAUAUGAUUCUUCUAUCAGAUUACUUGUAUUGUUGUUUUGGCUUUGAAAGUGACUGCCUCUGAAAAUUACUUGUAUGCACAUUUGGUCGGAGCUCUUGUGAAAUGGAUAAAGCUUGGGUUUGGUUGCCAAGGAAUAGCCUUGAGUAUGAAGCAGGAGCAACUAAGUUUGUGGUUGAAUCAGCAAGUAAUUUGGGUAAUCCAUCAGAAAUGUUCUGUCCUUGUCUUCUUUGCCGCAAUGUUUGUCAUCAGUCAAUGGAUACAGUGGUGGAACAUCUAGUCAUCAAAGGGAUGGAUCAGAAGUACAAGAGAAGUAAAUGUUGGAGUUUACACGGGGAUAUAAUGAAUGAGAAGACACCUAAUGUCGAUUCAUCUGAAAAUGAGGCUUACGAGUUGUUUAGAACAGCUUUUAUGGCGACUGAAGGCACUCAACCAUCUCAGCAGCAGAAUGUAGAUGAAGUUGAGGAUAUAGACAGCCAAGAAGACUUUGAAAUUCAGAGUGGAGCUGAAAUAUUUGAGAGUCUUAAAGACUUCAGAAAUGAUUUUGGACGACCUUUAGAUAAGAAAGGUAAGAGGAGAAGGAGAGAUGUGGAUGAUGAAGAUGUUAUUUCAGCUGAAGAAUAUGAAGAAGACAAUGUUCUUUGGCGGUGGAAAAAACGGUCAAUCUUAUUUGACUUACCUUACUGGAAGUAUAUGCUUGUAAGGCAUAAUAUUGAUGUAAUGCAUGUUGAGAAGAAUGUAUCUGAUGCACUGUUGUCUAUUCUGAUGCAUUCUGUGAAGUCAAAGGAUGGUUUGAAAGCAAGACAAGAUUUAGAAGACAUUGGAAUUAGAACCAACUUACAUCCAGAGGUACGUGGGAAGCGAACUUAUUUACCUCCAGCUGCUUAUUGGCUUUCUAAGGAAGAAAAACGUAAAUUCUGCAAAAGGCUUUCCAAGUACAUGAAAACACUAAAGGCGUAUGUAAAGAAUUUUGCAAGGCCAGAGGCGUGUAUGGCUGAGGGAUACUUGGCUGGUGAAUGCAUUUCAUUCUGUAUGGAGUUUUUAAAGAAAUCUGUUCCAGUGCAAGAAGCUAUUAAUCGGAAUGAAGAUAUUGAGGCAGAUCAACAUGUCGCUGAAGGCCGACCACUGCAGAAAGGUACAGAAGUUAAACUAACUGAUAAAGAGAGAGACAUAGCUCAUCGGUAUAUUCUUAUGAAUACAGCAGUCAUGGAUCCGUAUAUUCAGCUGAGAUGGCUUGCUUUUGGACCAAGAAGUAUUGCUCAAACAUAUAAGGGGUAUAUAAUCAAUGGUCAUCGGUUCCAUACAGAUGAUGUAAAACGGAAGACUCAGAACAGUGGAGUAACCUAUGAAGCGUUUUCAAUGUGUAGAGCUAGUGCUAAAGAUACUAGACAAACGGCAGACAUAGUAGUCUUCUAUGGAGUGAUCAAGGAGAUCAUAUUGCUGGACUACCAUAUGUUUCAGGUUCCACUCUUUAAGUGUAUUUGGGCUAACAAAGGAAAUGGACUGAAAGAGGAAGACGGUUUCACGCUUGUGAAUCUCCAUAUGAAGCAAUCAGCUUUCUUGAAUGAUCCUUUCAUUAUGCCAUCUCAAGCUAAACAGGUUUUUUACUCUAGGGAAGAUGACUCCUCACCUUGGUAUGUUGUUAUGAGGGCGCCACCAAGAGGAUACCAUGAGUUAGAAACAGAAGAAGAGUUUGUUUCUGCACCAUUAUCAGUCCAGCCAAUUGAAGAUUUAGGCGAUCAAUCAUCAGAUGAUGAGAGUUUUUGUGUUAGGGAUGAUUGUGAAGGCCAAGAUGUGACUCCUGUACCAUCACUGCCUCGGAAGAGACAGAAGAAGCCUGUUAUAGAGGAGAAUGAAGGAGAGAAGAGUGAUGCUAAUUUUUAUGAAGAAGAGGAUCAAGUUAAUAGGGAAUCACUGCAUAAUGGAGAAGAUAUUGGUUCAGCAGAAGAAGUAGAAGCACAGUCACACCGGGUACAAGAUGAACAAAUCCCGGCUUCCACAACAAAUGGUGCGCAUGUUGGUAAAGGAUCAGCGGCACUCUCCUCCUUCCUUGGAAUACUUGUGAGGGGGCAUGUCCCAGUACUGCUAGAUGACUGGAGACAUCUUGAUGCAAAUACAAAAGACAGAAUGUGGGAGGAAGUUCAGGGGAGAUUCAAUUUGAAUGAAGUUUGGCGUAAAGAAGCAAUAUUAGGUCAGAUGAAUCAUAUAAGACGAUCCUCUAAAUCAAAGCUGGUUACAAAAGUUCGAGCAACAAAAAGCAAGGUUGAAAUCCAGCAAAUUAGGCCCAGCAACAUCCCUUCUACAUCUGACUGGAACGCUUGGGUGAAGAAAAAAACUAGCACAGCUUUUAAGGAAAAAAGUGAGACAAUGAGCAAACUUAGAAAAUCUCAAAUUCCUCAAACCACCAGCCGCAAAGGAUUUCAUAGGCUAGCUAAUGAGAUGAAACAAAAGGCUCCUGAUCCUAGUAAAGUUACUAGAAGUAAAGUUUGGAUAGCAGGUCACACGCAUGCUGAUGGAAGACCCGUGAGGCCAGAAUUCGAAGAAACUAUUGAAAAGAUCAAGUCAAUUGAUAGUGAAAUGGACUCCACAUCCACAAAUAAUAUUAGAGAAGAUGCUGUGAGUCAGAUCCUAGGAAAAGACAGACCAGGAAGACUUAGGGGGAUGGGCAGAGGGGCUACGAUUACUAAGUUGGCUUUUUUACAGGCCAGAGACUCACAUGUGAAGGAGCUUGAAGCUAAGCUUGAAAAAUUGCAAACUGUGGUUAGUGACUUAGCUGCUAAACAGAGUAAUGAUGUUUCUAAGUCUGGUUUAAGCGAUGUUAGCAAAGGGGGAAUUAGGUGCCAGCUACUAGAUUGGUGUUCGAAAGAUGACAUUGUUGUUGGUGAAGGAGAAUAUUGCUCCUGUGAACCAACAUACAAGAUUGGUCGCAUUCCUAUAGGCCGUAAUGCUGCUGCUGUACUUGUCAACUCUGUAUCAGUAAUAGGAGCAUCUCUCUGGAGACCUACUCAAUCCAUUGGCUCACUUGGUGAAGCUGUAGGAGUUAAAAUCCCAUGGCCAAGUGAUAAGAUAAUUUUGGAUGAUGAUUAUAACUUCACAGAGCCUCAUAACACUGACAGAUCCGAGGCUUCAGAUGGAUCAAUAGGAAGAGUUCACAGAGUUCACAUUUAUGAUUAUUGGAAUGUGGAUACUGAUGUGAUUGCUGAGGGUAUAUUGUUGUCAACUGACCCUAAAGAAAUGGUCAACAAUGCUCCUCUGGGACCAAAUGAUGCAGUUAUUAAUGUCGAUAAGGUGGUUAAACCUGGUGCUUAUUUAUGGAGACCUACUAUGAAAGGUUCAUCAUUGAUGGGUGAUGCACUAAAUGAGAUCAUCACAUGGCCUGCUGAUAGGAUACAAAUACCUCUGUCUACACUUGAUGAAUCAACGAAAAAAUCAUCACCUCUGCAGAGUGGCACUAACAGUACUGGUACAAGCAAAGGCUCCAAAAAGAAUUGCUUUCUAUUAGAUUGUGAUAAUUCUGGGGAGCAAGUUGCAAUAGGUCGUGUCUGUUCCACUGAUCCAGAAGACAAGGUCCAUCUCUGUCCUUUAGGUCCCAAUGCUAGCAAGAUCUGGGUAGAGGUUUCCAAGAUUGAUGGUGCACGAGUGUGGAGACCAAAUUCUGAAAUUCAAGUAAUAUCUGAUGCAGUAGGAAACUUGGUGGCUUUGCCUAACAAGCAUAUUGUAUUCAUGUGAGCAUAAGUUUGUGUCAAAAAACAUUGUUCUAUCUC
Messenger RNA from Arabidopsis arenosa, 3954 nucleotides. NCBI's taxonomy places the organism in Eukaryota, Viridiplantae, Streptophyta, Magnoliopsida, Brassicales, Brassicaceae. The record is from the annotation of a GenBank genome assembly.